Fulvia fulva is the source of this 513-nucleotide messenger RNA. RefSeq lists its product as uncharacterized. The record is from RefSeq and is a predicted model, not a curated record. The coding region runs from base 1 to 513 and encodes 170 amino acids. The transcript has 2 exons. Lineage: Eukaryota; Fungi; Ascomycota; Dothideomycetes; Mycosphaerellales; Mycosphaerellaceae.
AUGAUGGAGAACGCCGUGGAAGCCUGCAUCAGUAUCCCACCGCCUUAUUCAGACGCAGAAGUGGCAACCACGGGCAUCAGCGAACAAAGAGCAGUCCAUGUUAUACUUAAGUCUUGGGAAUACAAAAGCGCGGCAGAACACCCGGGGCAUACGACUUUCGGCAAAUGCACUCGUUCAGAAAGCGAUGUGAUCAUGUUGCGUGGCUCAACAACAUACGCAGAAAUCUAUAACAUGGUUCAGUUCGAGUUGCGCUUGCGAAAGUUCUCCGAUCCUACCAGAUUCAACUUCAUAGCCAUCCAUGUCAGCGACAAGACGUUUUCGAAAAAGUUGGUGGAAGUGACGACGAGGAAUUGGCAAGCUUGUUAUAACCUCCUGAUGGAGAACAGGGCCCUAACGCUGAGAGUAGAGAGUAGCGUUGCGCCGCUUUACUGGAACUGGGAAUCUGCCAGAAAGGCAGAGCAGGAAGAGAGGGUGGCGAAGGAGGCUAAGAGACCCAAAUGUGUGGUGCAAUAA